AUGAGCAAAGCAGACAUCUUCCUACUUUGGCAACAUGUUAUUUCUGCUGGCGACGCUGAGCAGCGUGGAUGCCUAGAGGACUGGGUCAACUUUGGCGCGGCUUCCUUACAUUAUUUUGCCGCCUCCCGCCGCUUCAGCGAUUCUACGUUCAUCUCCAAUCUUCAACGCGCUGUUCGAUCAGCGUCACGAACACUGAUGAGGACCCGCUUACUACUUCGAGGGCGUACCCGUCUGCCAUUCAGACAAUGCCAUCCUGCAUAUGAUUUACGCAGCAGUUGCGGCAUACGGCAUUGUCGGGGCCUCGUAUCGGCGGCUAGAAAACCCUCCAACGAGAAAACCAUCUCUCCCUUGGGCAAAGUUUGGUCUUCCAACAGGCGCAUUGAUAUUGCAAGCGAAGAGCUUUGUGAUGAUGUUUUCGAAAGAGUCAGACCAUACCUCGACGACGACAGGCCGUCUAUUAUACUUGAUAUAAAUCCCGGAUGGGGGGUCCUCUCAGCUAAAUUGAAUGAGAAGCUACAGCCGGACCUCCAUGUGCUCGUCGAGCCUCGUAUCAAAUUGUACAACCGAUACCUGGAAAAGUUGGCGACACGGAAGGGUGUUGAGUUGUAUGGAGAAGACAUUAAAUACGAUUCAGCUUCCAUCGACUGGAUAACGAUUCUAGAAAAGCAUGUGUUCCACACGGAAGCAGCCAAAAAGAAGAAGAACAUCUUGUUUCUUACUAACUUUUCCGAUGAAUCGGUUAAGUUGGUACCUAGCUCCUGGGCGCAACUUCACACAAGAACUCUACUGGAACAUACUGUACUUCGUGACUGGAGGAUGCGCUUUGUAGGAGUCUUUGACAGGGAUGAUGCGGAAUCGAUAUAUCCCCAUAGUGUCGGUCCUAGGAAAAAAGUGGCUAUCCAAAACGUGGCUGCUGUGCGGCAUGCUUUCUACCUCGCCGAACAUGACAACCGUGAAGCGAUUUCAGUACGAGGAUAUGAAACAGUUACUAAAAGUAGCGCUGCUGCUCUUAAAAGAGCUGCUGAAGCAAACAUCACAACUCCUGCAGGUCGCGAGCCUGUUCACCACGAGCCGAUAACCGAAUUCCCCGUCUCUGUAAAUAGCCCGGAUAAACCUCGAAGUUACACCGAAAAUGACCUCUAUCCGUCAGUACCUUUAUUCAACCACCGCAAAGAUUUCAAUGCUAUACAGGAUGAGUAUGUUGAAUUACUUGAAAAGAGCGGUCAGUCCGUCAUGAAACAGACCGGCAAGAAAAAGACCGCAGAGAAGACUACAGGAAACAGCACUACAAACGGGAAAGUCUCAGAAAUGAAACUAAAGAAACUACGCACGAAAUACAAUGACGCUUAUGCGCAGUACUGCUUUCACUUGAGAAAUUGGGACAAUGCCACGACACUGAACGAACACCAGAACAAGAUAGACCGUCUUGAGCUAAACCUCGAGGCGGCAUGGAUGGAUCCGACCACACCCCCAGAGAUGCUCAGAGAAAUGAACUCUAUGCUUAGAAAGUUGAGGAAAGCGUUCGACGUGCUGCUCGACAAUUCUACAGUCCAGGCGCAAAAUUUGUUGAGACCAUAUAUUGACAACUACCGAGUGUCGUCGGGUACCUCACUACAGCUCGUAAAGGGCUCCAACUUGGCAUGGGAUUAUCGACCAUUUGAGCCUUUGUUGAUCCGACCAGGUGAUACGUUCAGAAACUCCAGGGCAUGUUCGAUCUUUUACAUGGAGCCCAAAAGCCCUGACGAAAUUUUAGACACACUGUCUAUCAAAGUCGCCCAUGAAAGGCUCGUAGAGGGCAUCGAGAUGGCUCAUAGCGUCAUACACUCGUUCACUACUCGCGCCUCGGAGCCCAUCAGCUUUAUGCUCCAGAAGUUGUUUCCCGCGGAGACGUGUACCGAUACUAUUAAAGCCAUUCCUGAGCUUUUCCGCUAUAUUCCCAAGCAACUCCGCGAAUCUGCCAUCCAUGCCUAUCCCUCCGAUGCCGGACCAAGUGGGACUAACCAACCUCCUCCCUCUUCAGAUCGGCCCUUACCAAUGUCGGUAUAUGAUGCGUUCGAGUAUCUUCCCCAGCAGAAGCAUCUGAAUUGUGUCUCACCAUCGGUGCUGUUCAAGCUGCUACGGAGAUAUAUGAUUUUGAUGCCACCGUUUGCAAGAUCAUGCCUCAUGGUUCAUAGGAGCUUGGGCGGCACAGCUUCCCAGACGCUUAUCCGUCAAUGGCCCCCCGAGGAUGAGUAA
Molecule: messenger RNA, 2235 nt
Organism: Talaromyces rugulosus
Lineage: Eukaryota; Fungi; Ascomycota; Eurotiomycetes; Eurotiales; Trichocomaceae
Exons: 2
Coding region: 1-2235 (744 amino acids)
Source: RefSeq, a predicted model, not a curated record